UAUUUAUGUCUGUGUAGAAUUAUCAUACGUAUGCAAACAGCUGAAGAUGAGCGCAAAAAGGCACUAGAAAAAGAUGAGAAAUUACAACGAGAGAUCAAAGACUUGAGACAACGCUUAGAGCAAACUGAAUCUGAGCUAACGCAGCUUAAAUCCCACAUAUCCACUCUAGAGGCUCAAAUAGAAGCAGACACACUCAUAAAAAAAGAACUGGAAGAUCGUAUUCAAACACUGAAAAGAGAAAAACAAGGACUGAUUGAUAAGGAAAUGAAGGAUCAAGAAGGACUCAAGACACAAUACCAACGACUUAUGAAAGAGAGAUUAAACGAAGAACGCAAGCAAUUUGAAAUCAAACUGAAAGCAAAUCAUAACAAAACACCUAGCAUUAGCUCAACUCGAUCCAGCCUUGACAGCAAUUCAACUCUUCCUACAACUAUCUUGGUUGAACGACUUCAGAGUAACAUUCGACAACUCGAAAACCAAAUAAGCUUCUAUCAAACUCAACUAUCAAGCUCUUCUCAAUCUCGGGAUGAACUGUCUGAAGAAGUCUUGAGCAUGUCACAAGAAAUUGAACAGCUUCGAAAAGAAGUCAAGCGUACUAAAGAUUUAGAGACACAACAUCAACAAUUAGACAGCAGGUAUCAAACCUUGUUGGAAUUGUUGGGUGAGCGUACUGAGCAAGUGGAAGAGUUAAAAGCAGAUCUUCAAGAUGUGAAAGAAAUGUAUAAAAGUCAAAUUAUAGAUCUUGUACAGAAAUUAGAUCAACUACGAAAGAAAUAA
This is a messenger RNA of Gilbertella persicaria, 777 nucleotides long. Its product is annotated as TATA element modulatory factor 1 TATA binding-domain-containing protein. Gene Ontology annotation, cellular component: endoplasmic reticulum; Golgi apparatus. The annotation marks the transcript as partial. Lineage: Eukaryota; Fungi; Mucoromycota; Mucoromycetes; Mucorales; Choanephoraceae. The record is from RefSeq and is a predicted model, not a curated record. The transcript has 2 exons.